Hylaeus anthracinus is the source of this 4871-nucleotide messenger RNA. RefSeq names its product short stature homeobox protein 2-like (gene unpg). The record is from RefSeq and is a predicted model, not a curated record. Bases 1307 to 2806 code for a protein of 499 amino acids. Gene Ontology annotation, cellular component: nucleus. The transcript has 4 exons. Gene Ontology annotation, molecular function: DNA-binding transcription factor activity, RNA polymerase II-specific; RNA polymerase II transcription regulatory region sequence-specific DNA binding. Gene Ontology annotation, biological process: regulation of transcription by RNA polymerase II; regulation of nervous system development. Lineage: Eukaryota; Metazoa; Arthropoda; Insecta; Hymenoptera; Colletidae.
UGUUCAUACGGUUAGGGGGCCACGCCAGCUGCGAGUCGGCGCAUCAGCAACCGCGACUCUCAGCGAUUGAAAUGCGGCUCGCUCGCGGCCGCCAGUUACCCGUCGACUCGUGCCCGAUCCACUCGUCGCUACACGUGGUUUUUCUCUCCCUCCUUCGUGCUCACAGCCUGUCCGUCUUUCUCUAUCUCGUUUCGAUUACGUAUGCGCUCGGUCGACAUGGCAACGAUCGCGGAUCAGCGAUUCGGUAUGGAGAUCGCAAGCCCCGCGUUUCGACACAUUGCAGUUUGAUCGGUCGCGACGAGGUUCGAGGUGCGUUCCGGGACUCGGAUUCGAAGAAUUUUUGUGCAUUUGGUGGUUGUCGCAUGUUUGUGGUGCUAGUGGGGGACGUACACGUGUCGACCCUUAGACGAUACCAUACGAAUGCAUUCGGAGCAUAUGCGACUGUGAUACGUUCUUCGGUUGAGUCGCGAUCUCAGUACUGUGAAAAAUGAAUUUCUUCGGUUGAAGAAAUAGGGAGAAGUAGAAGAUAGUUUCGGAAGAUUUCGAAAUCUGAAACGAAAGAGGGUAUUAUAGUUGGAGGCUUGCGAGGAAGACUGGGAACCUUUCACGGUAUGAAUAACAAAGUGCAUAUCGGUUGGGGACCUAUGAGUUUUGAAGUAACCAAGCGACGCUGAGGAUUGAGGUGCAGCUGGCAUUUUGGCACCUGACAAAUUGGAGUAAUCUCGCCUACCAAGUAUUGGAGCAACUCUAUUUUGAGACUGAGAGCUGUGGAGUUCAGCAUUAGUAUUUGCGAACGAGUGAGUCUGCAUUUACGAAGAAACUGUGAUUUUUAAUUGUUUGCCGGUCGGGACCUAGUCCGUGGACUGCAGGAUCGGUUCUUAGAGACAUGUGGCGUUCAAGAAUGAGUGAUACCCUAAUGUGAAAGUUGACGGAUCGGUUUUGUGUAGCUAUUAUGCGAGUUGUUGCCAUUUUCUAUUGGGAAGAGUCGUUCCAUAUCGGACGAGCUAGCUUUCGAACUGAACAUUGUAGAAGAGCGAACUUGUGAUUACAGAAAGCAAUACGUAUCUGCGAUUUCUAACGUGAUAUAUUUAAACGUGACGUUUGACUGAAAAUGUUCUACAAUUAUACCAAUGGUUGCUAAAGCAAGCACGUACUAACCGAGACUCUGUAUAAAUACUCGUGACCAGUAAGUUCAGCGAGCCAAACAAUUUGCAUUUCAAUGGUUUCUAAGGAUCUUGUAAUAGAGCUGUCACAUUUUACAGUGCAAGUGGAAGAUGUAGAUUAAGUAUAACUAGCAUUUGGGGUUAUGUGCAAUUGCCCGCGAAUGAUUUACCAAUGCCCAUGUAUUUACAAUACCAGAUCUCGAGCGAACUCUCAAUACGGAGAAACGUGGAGCUAUGGAACGAUAGAUUCGACCGGUCAGCCAAUCCGGGAUUUCAAUCGAGGAACAGAAAUGGAUUCCAACAUAGAGGAAACGGAACUGGACGUAGGGUCCGCGAGCGACGAACUCGAAUCCUCGAUCGCGGAAUCGAAGCUGACGCGUCGACCGACUCCGAAACCCUUCACGAUCGAGAGCUUGAUCGGUAACUGCGGACCACAGAAGGGAAACUGCGAUCCAGGGACCCAGGAAGAUCGCACGAACGAGAACGAAGAGGACUCCGAUCGAGACAGAGAGUACCUUUAUCAAAGACACUACCUGGCGACUGCGGCGGCGAGCGCACUACCUCCUGGUUUCGGCGUGCCGCUCAGCCUAUACGGAGCAUGGCUACCAAUGCGGAUGUACGGCAGUGGCGGGACUUCCGGUGUCCCUAUGUUGCCUGCGCACACUUCUGCUAACUAUCCGUCUCACCAGGAUCUCUAUCAGAAUCGAUUGUCCCAGCACCUGGGCCCUGGACCGAAUCAUCUUCAAGGCGCAGCUUAUCCGCACGGUUGCCAGCGAACCUCCAAUCAUCGUGGCUCGACGAGCUUCACGGACAGCGAGGACGAUGGUAGCAUCGACUCGCCAGCUUCGCCAGCUCACGAUCUCUCUAAAUCUCGACACGGGUCUGAGAACGGCCGGGCGUCAGCGGAGAGCGAGGACGAGAGCGGUGGGCUGAGCGUCGCUGGUGAUGGCCACGACGUGGCCGACGCGAUGUCCAGUAACGCAUCGAGCAACGUGAGCCCAGGAGGAUCGUUGGAAAACGGGCAGAGCAGCUCAGCGACGGGGUCCAACAACAACAAAGCCAGACGCAGGCGGACAGCCUUCACGUCGGAGCAGCUACUGGAGCUGGAACGGGAAUUCCACGCGAAAAAGUACCUGAGUCUCACCGAGAGGUCUCACAUCGCUCACGCCCUGAAGCUGUCGGAGGUUCAGGUGAAGAUCUGGUUCCAGAACCGUCGAGCCAAGUGGAAAAGGGUGAAGGCUGGCUUGAGCGGUGGCGGAGUCGGAUCUGGCGCGACCAGCAUGGCAACUGCUGGAGUCUCCAACAGGCACAACGGAUCCGCUGGUCCGCAUUCUGGAAAUGGAACAAGAAUCGUAGUUCCUAUUCCUGUGCACGUCAGUCGACUGGCGGUUAGAUCUCAUCAUCAUCACUUGGAGAAAUGUGCCAGGCCGCCCAGAGUCAGGCCAGCUAAUGACAGUCCAGCGUCUGGAACGUCGUCGUCCUCGGUCCUAGGCGAUGCUCUCGGAUUGGUCAACUCGUCUAUUAACCUGAGCGGACAGGUGCAAGGACCACUGAGCAGCGGUGUGGGGAUUGGUGUCGGAGUUGGCCUAAGAGCGUUCACUGUACCGUCUCAUCGGGGUGGACUCAGCUCUUCUGGCAGGUAGUGAACGCUGCUGAGUGGACUGUGAAAUCGAUUGUUAAUUGAACAGCGAUUAUACGAUGAUAAACACGAGGGAGGGUAUGGCUUUGGAGCAGGGGUUGCGAGGUUUGCACAGGGUUGUCUGUGGAUGGUUACUGUAAUUUGCAGGAGCCAUGGGUAAUGUUCAUGAAUGGAUUUGUCAAUGUUACUUGCAUAACGUUCCAAUCAUAGCUGCAAUCCCUGCUCUGAAGCAACCAGUGAUUGUUGCGGACUCUAAGACUAAGGGAUGUGAUAGAGUUUCUGUAGCACUCCGAAAAUGGUAUUACCGAUCACGCCUGCCAGUUGAAGGUACGAAAAGGACGUUGAGUGUCCAGUUUGAGGAAUUCGUAUUAAAGACAAAAAAAUAUUACUGGGAGUAACGAAGAAUUGAUUAAAUUGUGAUGUCGAAUUGCGAGGAUGGAUUGAAGAGGACAACAGCUGCACUAAGGUGUGCUGUGAAGUUAGCCGUGACAGGUGUGACUGUCCAGUAGCUAGCUGUGGAAAUAUUGAUUCCGGUUACUUUGUUGCUCGAGUAGUAAGUGCAUUUGAUUUAUUCAGGAGCGUGUCAAACGAUAUGCGAUUGUAACUUUCAUAUUCUUGAAAGAAACUAUUGAACAGCAGUAUACGAACAUUAGUUUAAUAACUCAGAUACGGUACAAAUAAUGCAAUUUCUUUAUACUACAGAUUCUCCAAGUUUGAGGGAUUUGAAACACGCAACUCGUAGACUAUUCAAGUGUAACCGAAGUUUCUUUGGCAACACUCGAGCAACAAAUAUGUUACCGAUCACGAUUCUUCCCUUGCAAUUCACAUCGAGUUGACCUCCAAACCGCCCGAUUUUUUUAUAGCACAAGGGUUGUAAAUAAUUGUAUUCGUAGAGAACCUUGUAAAUAGCGACGGCACAGCGUACUGCAUAGACCAGGAGUUGGCAACCUCCUUCCUGACAGGGGCCAUGACAGUGAGUUGUAUAGAUUAUGAUAGAAAUUCAUCUAUAGUUAAUAAAUGUAGAUAGCAAUAAUAAUAUUUAAUGAAUUAUCGAUGAUGUUUAAGACAAUGUGGUUACAAAAAUUAACAACUCUUUGAGACUGUAAGAAAAAUUCAGAAAUGUAAAUAAUCUGUUACUUUUCCUUAUCAUUUUGGCUUAAAUGCAAUACUGUCGAAGAUAAUAAUUAUCAUACAUUAAUUUGAAUUAAUUAUGUUUAUUUCAUUUGGGUAGCAUUUGUGUCAUGAAGUCAUUAAUCAUAUCAAUUAGUACAACGCUGAUGUUGAUAGAUUUCGUUAAAAUUUUUCAAUAUCAAAUACAGGCUGAAAGAAUAAUUUAAAUGAUCGUUAAUCAGCUGGGUUUCUAAAUUGUUCUUAUAUUUCAUUUUUUAAAGAAGCUGCUCACACAUAUAACUACUGUCGGAUACUAACGCAAAACGAUCACCUAUCAAAUUCUAUAUAAAUGGACGUGUGCACCUUGAUCUCAUAUUUUCUCUUUAUAUUCAAAUGCUCUGUGAAAAAUCAUGAAACUUGAGACUAUAGAAGAAUCUUAUAAAUCAAUCGAAAAAUAUCAACACGCAUCUAUAUUAAAUCCCGUGACGUAGAAUCACAUCAACAAAAGGAGUGGAUUAAAAUUCUGCAAAGAACCUUGUCAUCUUUCUAGAAAUAUUAAAUCAUACCAUUUUUAGAGACACACUCUACAAUCACGACCUUCACCCAUUCUUCUCUCUUCAAGCACUUCACUUCAUACCCGAGCCGUUUCCCAUCACCGUUUGAUCUUCAAUUCCCCGUUUGUAUCGCAGUAUCGCAUUCCCGUCAGAUUUGGCAUAACUUCGCGUCAAUUUGGCGACUGUGGUACAUAGGUUGCCGACCCCUGGCGUAGACUGUAUUCGGCUUAGGCCGUACUUGUAGAUAAUUUACAUUAACUCGAGGCUCCACCGAGGAACAGCAGCGUUACGACGACGUUCUAUCGAUCAGCCGUGCGAUUAUCGCAGCUGCAUCGCGGCCGCGAUACGUCGCGAUGAAGCAGCAAGCGAGCAGAGUGUCUUGUGUAUAUCGAGAUGGCAAUAAAA